UUUUUGGUUUUUUCGUAUGGGAUUCUUGAAAAAAAUGAACAUUUGAGCAAAAGGGUGUUCUUCUUUUGAUGUGUUUUUAGUGUUUUUUUCUGUGUGACAGAGUGAGAUUACAUAGAUAUGGUAUUCAAAGAUUCAUUCUUUUUGCUGUGGGUCUGUUUUUUUACUUCCCAAAAAAAAAAAGUGCCCACAUCUGACUAGUUCUAAUAAUUGUUAAUCUGUGUCCAAGUCCAAGUUUUGAGCUUUUUACAAGUUUUGUUUUUUUGUUUUUGGAUUUUUGGGUGUUUCUUGAAAUGUGGCUUUGUGGGUAUAUAUGAUUUGAGCUAUCCUUUGCUUAAUUUUUAGCUGAAAUGGAAGACAAUCAAGAUUUGAAUUUUGUAGGUGACAAAAAAUCCCUUUGUGGGAAUUCAUUAGGAGGUGAUAUGAGAUCUCAUGUAGUUGAAGGAAAUGUUGAAAAGUUUGAAUCUUGGAGUAGUAGAGAAACUCCCCAUCAAUCAAAAUUUGAUGUUGGUAGUCAUUCUGGAUAUGGACUUAGAGAAAAUCCCAAGAAAACUUGGAGGGCUGUUGAUUCAACUUUUUCACCUUUGCCUCCUCAAGAAAGAGUUUGCCAACAAUGUGGUAAAGUGUUUCAGUCAAUGAAAGCUUUGUGUGGUCAUAUGGCUUGUCAUUCAGAGAAGUUGGUGAUGGACAGUCAUUCAGAUACUGAAACUGAUGAUGAUGAUAAUGAUGAUGAAGAGGAGGAGGAAGAGGAGACAAAGAUGAAGACCAGAUCAUUAAAGACUAAGAGGUACAAGAGACUUGUAGUUAAGCCUUCUAAUUACUGUUUAGUGAACAAUAAUAAUAAUAAUGGUGUUGUUAAUUAUGGUUCAUCAUCUGUUUCUGAGAUUGAUGAACUAGAUCAAGAGGAAGUUGUAGCAAAGUGUUUGAUGAUGUUGUCUAGGGAUACAGGGAACUGGAAUGGUGUUAAUUCAGUUGUUGAGUCUUCUGAUAACAAUUCUGUUGUUUUGGAGACAAAAUCAUCCUCUACUGACAUGAAAUUUGGUAGAAAGGAUAGGCUGAAAUGUGUUUAUAAUCAAAACGAAACACCGGGAACUAAGAAACUUAGUGGUUUAGAUGUUGAUCAAGCUGAAUCUGAGAGUUCUGAUUCUGGAUACUUUUUAGAUGACAAUACUAUAGUUGAAUCGGAUAUAUCUGUCGAUGGAUUCAAUAGAAAUGGGAAUAGUAAAUGGAGCACUUCACAAAUGAGCCAUGCUGAGUCUGGGGUUGAUAAGGGCAAGGGGUUAAACAGAACCAAGAAAUAUCCAAUAGAGUCGAGGAAGGAUAUAACCGCGGAAUGUGACUAUGAUGAUUACGCGAUAGCUUCAUAUAUAGAUAAAUGUGAACCAAGAAAGAGAAUGAAGGAUAGUUCUUAUCAUCCAGAAUUAGGGAACAAGUCUGUUAAGAAAAUAAAGCUCGGUCCUAAAAGUUCCGAAAGAUGCAAUGCUAUUCAAAAGAAGAAGUAUGAGUGCUUGAACUGCAAGAAGAGUUUUAACUCUUAUCAGGCUCUUGGUGGACAUAGACCAUGUCAUAAAAAGGCCAACGCCUAUCUCGAGUCAAUAAAUGGAACUGGUGAAAGUAGUGUCGAUGACAAGAAUAGAGAGACAUUUAGCAGUAGAACACCAGCUUCUACUGCUAAAGAUCAGUCUUACAAUCCUGAGAAAACGAUUAAGCCUAAGAAAUCCCAAAGGCACGAAUGCCCAUUUUGUGACCGUGUUUUCAAGUCUGGUCAAGCUUUAGGUGGCCACAAAAGAUCUCAUUUUAUCGUUGGAACUGAACAGAACAUGAAUCGAUCUUCAGCAGUCAAGAAAGUCGAUGAUUUACUUGAUCUUAAUCUUCCUGCUCCUCUUGAUGAUGACGAUGAUGAGCAUGCACACCUCGUGUCUUGGUAGUUGGUGAUAAACAAGGUUACAAGAUGCUCGAGCAUUUGGCAACGAGCUCGUUUCCAGAUUGACAGAGACAAUGGCAGAAUGUAUAGGCAACUUAGCAGGCAGAGUUGCUUCACUGUUUUGAUACCAUAAAUAUAGUAGUUUUCAUUCUUGCUUAUCAGUUGAAAAGAACCUCACAACAUUUCAGUCUAAUUUUUGGCAUAUCCAAACCAUAUGCUUAGAUUUUAGCUGGUUAAAAAUAUUCAUUUCUUUAGCUUUGAGACAUUCAGAUUAUAUCUGUCUUUUCUUUUUUCAUUAGCUUUAUUCGAAAAGCCUAGUGAUAUCUUUGGUUUUGCCAUUUGAAGAAGCUUAUUAUCUCUGUUGUGUACUUCUUGAUGAAAUUGUUAUUCACAAAG
Messenger RNA from Solanum pennellii, 2317 nucleotides. RefSeq lists its product as uncharacterized. Bases 348 to 1925 code for a protein of 525 amino acids. The transcript has a single exon. NCBI's taxonomy places the organism in Eukaryota, Viridiplantae, Streptophyta, Magnoliopsida, Solanales, Solanaceae. The record is from RefSeq and is a predicted model, not a curated record.